CUGCUUUGGGGAAACAGAGUUGUCAUUCCCACCUCAAUGAGGACUAGGGUCUUAGAAUCCCUCCACGAGGGUCAUCCUGGCAUUGUUCGUAUGAAGGCUCUUGCACGCAGCCACUUGUGGUGGCCUGCUUUAGAUAAAGAUAUUGAGGCUAAGGUACACGCAUGCCACCUGUGCCAACGAUCUCGCCCAGAGAUGCCCCAAGCUCCUGUGCAUAGAUGGGAGGAAACACAGUCCCCAUGGUCUAGGGUGCACAUUGACUACGCUGGGCCCUUUCAGGGCCAGUUCUUCUUGGUCCUUGUUGACAGCCAUUCAAAAUGGCUUGAGGUUGUGCCUGUCUCAUCCACCACCACUGCAAAGACUAUUCAGGUACUGAGGGGGAUUUUUGCUGCACACGGGCUGCCAGAUGUCAUUGUGUCCAACAACGGCCCUCAAUUCACUCCUCCGAAUUCCAAGCUUUCUUACAGGCAAACUGAUUCGUUGGCUGACUUUCUCCUUUCUUAUCGCACCACACCGUCCACUUCUACAGGGAGAAGUCCAGCUGAACUUCGUUGGGGGCGCCAACUUACUACUAGACUUGACCGGUUGCAUCCGGACAGACUGCCUUCAUCUACCUCACAUCCUAGGGCACCUAGACAACUACUUGUGGGUGCCCCGGUUUGGGCUCGCAAUUACGGGCCUGGUCAUACAUGGGUCCCCGCUUCUGUGUCCAGGAUCACAGGUCCUCUCUCCUACGAGGUUGCCCUGGACAACGGUCGUGUCCUGCGUCGGCACAUCGACCAA
This is a messenger RNA of Crotalus tigris (Tiger rattlesnake), 780 nucleotides long. RefSeq lists its product as uncharacterized. The record is from RefSeq and is a predicted model, not a curated record. The annotation marks the transcript as partial. NCBI's taxonomy places the organism in Eukaryota, Metazoa, Chordata, Lepidosauria, Squamata, Viperidae. Gene Ontology annotation, biological process: DNA integration. Gene Ontology annotation, molecular function: nucleic acid binding. The transcript has 2 exons.